CAAUAAUGCAAGCAGUUUCAGAAAGGAAAUCUAAGCGUGCUAAUGUCACCGGAAGAAUUAGUUGUCCGCAUAUAAAUCUCUAUUUAAAUCAAGAUUCCCCAACCGCAAAGAUUGAUUCGUCGGCUUUCAAGGUCAUCUCUCUGGAUGUUAAGAAAAUCCUUGAUACUGCAAGUCCGAAUUGCACACAAAGUUCUUAUCAUCAUGAUCUGGGGAUGGCGGUUCUUAACAUU
Messenger RNA from Acaulospora morrowiae, 230 nucleotides. NCBI's taxonomy places the organism in Eukaryota, Fungi, Glomeromycota, Glomeromycetes, Diversisporales, Acaulosporaceae. The record is from the annotation of a GenBank genome assembly.